UUCCUGUUUUCCUGUACCAUGUGUACUGCAUGUAUUGACAGCAACAUAAUACUCUUCUUUACCUUGACAUCAGUCAAUCUUGUUUCCGACUUCUAUCGAAGCUGAGCACGGAUCCAAGACCAUUCGUAUCUCAUUGCCAUGGCGUUGUUUGCAUCUCGCUUCGCAGGUGGCUCGACAGUGCGUGGCCUGGCAGCGCGAUGCUUCAGCUGCACAAGUGGUACAUUCAGCAGCGCCAGUGAGCCCGCUCGCCAGCAGUUUGAGGAAAUACUCGGUAAGAACCUGGAAGACAUUGAGGCGGCCGGCACUUGGAAGACUGAGCGUGUCAUCACGUCCCGACAGGCAAACAGCGUGCACGUGUCUGGUGUUAGCAAGCCUGUGCUGAACUUCUGCGCUAACAACUACCUGGGCCUCUCGUCUCACCAGGAUGUGAUUGGAGCUGCUCAGCGUGCACUUGACACACACGGUGCCGGCCUCAGCUCUGUUCGCUUCAUUUGCGGCACACAGGACAUUCACAUGGAUUUGGAGCGGAAGAUUGCCGAGUUCCACUCUCGUGAAGCUGCUAUUCUCUACGCCAGUUGCUUCGAUGCCAAUGCCGGACUGUUUGAAGUGAUGCUGACACCGGAAGAUGCUGUGCUCUCAGAUGAGCUGAACCAUGCAUCCAUUAUUGAUGGUAUUCGCCUCUGCAAAGCACAGAAGCAGCGCUACAACCAUAUGGACAUGGAAGACUUGGAGAACAAGCUAGCAGCUGUCAAGUCCAGCUCCCGGAUGAGACUGAUUGUCACUGAUGGUGUGUUCAGCAUGGACGGUGAUGUUGCACCACUGGUGAAAAUCAUGGAGCUGGCUAAGAAGUAUGAGGCACUCGUGUUCAUCGAUGAGUGCCAUGCUACUGGGUUUCUGGGCAAGACAGGCCGAGGUACAGAGGAGUAUCUUGGUAUUCGCAGUGAGGUCGACAUUAUCAACUCUACGCUUGGCAAGGCUCUCGGUGGUGCUGCUGGUGGCUACACAUGUGGCCCAGCCAGUCUCUGCACUCUGCUGCGUCAGAAAUCUCGUCCGUACCUGUUCUCCAACUCUCUGCCACCGCCAGUGGUUGCAUCAGCUAGCAAAGUGUUUGAUUUGCUCAUGCACGACUCGUCGCUGAGUGAGCGUGUGUCCAGCAACACUGAGCUGUUCAGGCGACGUAUGACUGAAGCCGGAUUCAAGAUCAUGGGUGACAACCAUCCAAUUUGCCCGGUAUGGCUCGGGGACGCUCGCUUGGCUUCAGAGUUCUCCGACGAAAUGUUGAAGCGUGGAAUCUAUGUGAUUGGAUUCAGCUUCCCAGUAGUGCCAAAAGGCAAGGCCCGAAUUCGCGUCCAGCUCUCGGCCGUCCACUCAACUGAAGACGUGAAUCGCUGUGUGGAUGCGUUCAUCGAGAUUGGCAAAGAGAAGAAUGUUAUCUAGGUGCUGAUCCACACUGGCUGGGUUUCAGGUCUUGAUUUCAUAGUUCAUAGCUUUCUUUUACAGCUGCUUUUAGCAUAGAAAAAAACUACUAGAAGAAGUGAAGAAGUUCUCUUCCUUGUAUACAAUUCGAAAAUUUCAAUUACCAACCCAUAAAGUUCAAAAUUAUAAUACACAUCUUUCUCAUGAAAUAUAUUUGCUACAACUUGUGUCUUGUGUUAGCGCAAUACCAUAGCUAAAAAGCUAAGAAAGAA
Messenger RNA from Sycon ciliatum, 1688 nucleotides. Its product is annotated as 2-amino-3-ketobutyrate coenzyme A ligase, mitochondrial-like. The record is from RefSeq and is a predicted model, not a curated record. Gene Ontology annotation, cellular component: mitochondrion. NCBI's taxonomy places the organism in Eukaryota, Metazoa, Porifera, Calcarea, Leucosolenida, Sycettidae. The coding region runs from base 139 to 1437 and encodes 432 amino acids. The transcript is spliced from 12 exons. Gene Ontology annotation, biological process: biosynthetic process; L-threonine catabolic process. Gene Ontology annotation, molecular function: glycine C-acetyltransferase activity; pyridoxal phosphate binding.